Messenger RNA from Aethina tumida (small hive beetle), 1152 nucleotides. RefSeq names its product retinol dehydrogenase 11. Lineage: Eukaryota; Metazoa; Arthropoda; Insecta; Coleoptera; Nitidulidae. The record is from RefSeq and is a predicted model, not a curated record. The transcript is spliced from 4 exons. Bases 29 to 1063 code for a protein of 344 amino acids.
AACACCCACGGCUUCAUAUAUUUAGCUAAUGUCGCUUAUCCCAGUAAUAGGUAGUAAUUUGUUUGUUAUUGAACCGGUGUCGACGAUGUUGGGCGUGUUCUGUUCCACGUGUUGUCUAUUCAAGUUGGUGGCCGUGGUUGGGGCGCUUUUGGCCAUCGCCAAGUUAUACAUUAAAUUGACAACGGGAUGGUGCAGAAGUCAGACCUGUUUGGUUGGAAAAACUGCCAUUGUAACCGGCGCCAACACGGGCAUUGGAUACGAAACCGCAUUGGACUUUGCCAAACGUGGCGCCACUGUUAUUCUGGCGUGCAGAAACCAGACGCGAGCUGAAGCUGCAGCUGAAAAAAUUAUCCUCGAAACCGGAAACAAAAAUGUCAUUGUCAAGAUCAUAGACAUGGAAGAUUUGGACUCGGUCCGCGCCUUCGCCAAAGAUAUUAACGCCACCUUCAAUAAGCUAGACAUCCUGGUGAACAAUGCUGGUGCCGGAUUAUUGGAAGACGAAAGGAUUGGACCAAAUAAGUUACAGAAGACUAUUUUGAUUAAUCAUUACGGACCGUUUUUGUUGACGAAUCUUUUGCUUAAUCUUCUGAAAAAAUCAGGGCCCUCGAGAAUUGUAAACGUCGCAUCGAUGGCAGCCAAACGGGCAAAAUUGGAUUUGGACGAUUUGAAUGCUUAUCCUGGAAAUGCAGUGUACGGCAACAGCAAAUUAAUGAACAUACUGUUCACGAUUGAACUGGCCAACAAGUUGAAUGGUACAGAAGUAACAACUUAUUCCCUACAUCCUGGCAUAAUUGAAACUGAAUUCUUUAGAAAUUUAAAGGGUUGGUACAAAGUACCCGUGCAACUUAUUAUCUCCAACUUCUUCAAGAACGCCACAGAAGGCGCACAAACUACCAUUUAUUGUUCCGUACAAAGAGGCAUUGAAAAAUUAAGUGGUGAACAUUUCGAAGACUGUCAUUUGGUCCAACGAUAUGCCACUGCUCAAGAUCCCUCCGCUCCGAAACGUUUGUGGGAGAAGUCGGAAGAAAUGGUCGGGCUGACUGCCGAAGAGAAACAGUAUUAAAUACUCAACGAGUUAUAAUUUAUUACUUUAAGUUAUUUUAUUGUUAAUUUUAUUAAUUUUAAUAAUAAAUACUGAUCUGAAUUAACGCA